Messenger RNA from Blastocystis hominis, 1608 nucleotides. RefSeq lists its product as hypothetical. The transcript has a single exon. Bases 1 to 1608 code for a protein of 535 amino acids. The record is from RefSeq and is a predicted model, not a curated record. Gene Ontology annotation, molecular function: RNA helicase activity; RNA binding. Lineage: Eukaryota; Bigyra; Opalinata; Blastocystidae.
AUGAGCGAUACUACGAAUAACAACCAGGAGACGGAGAAGAUGAGUCUGGAGACUCCUACCACAAGUCAGAGUACUCCAAGCUAUCCGAGUACACCGGACUCGCCUCGUAGAAGAGACGCUGAAAGGGAGUUGGACUCGGACUUGAACAUGGACCUACCGGAGUUAACAGAAGAUUUAUCCAUAAUUCCUCUGUACCCUGACUCAGAAGAGGAUGCACUCCUAUUGGAGACACCAAACUCGGACUUGGACUCGGACUCGUCACUACCUCUAAGAAUCUCGGACUCGGACUCGGACAUGGAAGAAGGAAUGGACUCGGACUUCGAGCCAGUGUGGUGUCCGAAGGAGAUAGUGGGACCUAACAACCAUCUAGUAUGUCCGGCAUCACCAACGAAGGUGACACAUCUUCCUGAAUAUGUUUCGAUACCAGAUAAACCGGAGGAGGAGACUGAUCCCGUGAUGCUAGAGGAGGACAAGCAGUGGGAACGAGGAGAGGUACCGGACUUCGAGAAGCCAGAGGAGUAUGACACCAAGCACCGUUGGUGGAAGAUAACAGUGUUCCCGACAAGCAAGGGUACGCUACACUCGCAACGUGCAGUAUGCAGAUGGGUAAACGAGGUGAAAGUCAUGAUACAGAAGAUACUACACCUUGCCAAUAUAAUCUGCUGCAUAGUGGGUAUAGAAAGAUGUCCAAACACGGACGAGCUUCAUGCCCAUAUGCUACUGGGCUUCUCUGAUUCGGUACGUUACCGCACUAUCAAGAAUAUCCUGAGAGGUGCUCAAAUACGCUACCUGGAAGGUGACCUAGCUAUACUUUCAUGGUAUCGAUACGUCGUCAAGGCAUUCUCCAAAAUUGAUCACCCGGAUAGAGUUAUUCAGUGGGGAGCUAACGAAGUUAUGAAGAAGAAGGUUAAAAUGAAUAACUCCGGAAAGAGAAGUCGUAGCGAUCUGUUCUACGACAACAAAGAGGCCAUAGAACAAGGAAGGUUCGAUGAGAUUGAUCCACUCUUCCGCUUCGACAACAUGAGCAAGAUUAACCGAUGGUAUUUGGACCAACACAGACCUGCAGACCCCGUAAGUCAUGACCGCCUCGUAUUCAUCUACGGUAAGCCGGGUGUGGGUAAGACCAGUCUAUUUUCGAGAAAUAUGUUGGCAUCUACAAUCUACUGGAAGAACCCUGGAAACCGAUGGUGGUGUGGUUACCGAUAUCAACCAAUUGUGAUCAUCGAUGAAAUCACGCCAAAACAAUUUCAAUCGGGCAAUAUCAAUUGGAAUAUUAUCGGAGACAGGAACGAGGUAUAUGUAGAGGUGAAAGGAAGCCAGGUACCUCUACAAGCCAGGUGGGUAAUUGUAAUAUCUAAUUACUCAUUGGAUCAACUAUGCAGCGUUCCAAAUCGUGGACUUGAUGAUCUAAUGAAGAGAACAUUCAAGCGACGAUGCGGAAACCAGAAGGACGGUUACCGAAUUUACUACUUUCCUGAAAAUCCUCCGGCUGAUAACGGCAACCUGUUUGAAGUGAGCAGAAGAGUAAAAGAAAUCUGGAAAGUGUGGUACUAUGAGGUUUAUCCCUAUUUCGCCAAUCUUCCUGAAGUUAAUGAAAAUGACGAGUAA